Molecule: messenger RNA, 761 nt
Organism: Humulus lupulus (European hop)
Lineage: Eukaryota; Viridiplantae; Streptophyta; Magnoliopsida; Rosales; Cannabaceae
Exons: 1
Coding region: 232-720 (162 amino acids)
Source: RefSeq, a predicted model, not a curated record
UGCUCCUUUAAUAUGAUGUUUACUUAUGUCUACGCUGGAUGGGAAAGAACAGCCAAUGACUCACGAGUGCUUCUUGAUGCAAUUAGAAAAGACGAUAACUUUCCCAUGCCACCACCAGGUCUUAAAUUACACUUGUCUUGAUGCAUAAUAAUUUUCUUUCACAUUCCCUUGUUCAUAAUAAGUGAUUUUAAUAUAGGUAAAUACUAUGUUGUUGAUUCUGGCUAUCCAAAUAUGCCUGGGUUUCUAGCACCAUAUCGUGGUGAACGUUAUCACUUGCAUCACUUUAGAGGAAGAGGGAACCAUCCUAGAGGUGCGAUGGAGUUAUUCAAUUAUAGGCACUCAUCAUUGUGCAAUGUGAUUGAACGUUGUUUUGGACUUCUUAAAGCCAAGUUUCCAAUUUUGAAGUCAAUGCCUCCAUACUUGCUUGGAAAGCAACGUCAAAUACCAAUAGCAUGUUGCGCUAUUCACAACUGGAUCACAAUGCAUUCUAUUAAUGAUAGAAUGUUUGAACAAUAUUCAGUUGAUACCACACCUGUUGAAGAUAUUGAAGGAACUGAAAGCCAAUCUAAUACAACAAUAGAAAACCAGCAAGAAGGAGAUGAAGCAAGAAUUUCUGAGGCACCACAGAUUAAUUUCAGUCAAGCUUAUAUGGCUAAGAUGGAAAAUAUUAGAGAUAACAUUGCUGGACAAAUGUGGCUUAGUUAUAACAAUAAUGUGUAGUUAAUUAAAAAUAUAUAACUUUAAUUUAGAAAACAAAUCAA